GGUGUUGUUUUUGGUUUUAUGUGAUUGUUGGUAGAGCGAUGUGUGUCGAGGUAUAUAUGUAUAUGUAUAUAGAUAGGUACCGGUAUAUGUUGAGAUAUAGAUAUAAAUACAUGUGUAGAUAUAGUUAGAUAUAGAUAUAAAUACAUGUGUAGAUAUAGAUGUAAAAUCAAAAACAAACAGACAGAAGAUGUAUAAAUCUCACGAGUUGUUAAAUGUCACAUGUGGCCUUCUUCACUAGUCAUACCUCCCUCCCUCCCUCUCUCUCUCUCUCUCGAUCUAUCAUUCUAUCAACCGAUCAUCCUAUCGUCCUAUCAUCCUAUGUACUCACUCCCUCGCUCCCUCGCUCCCUCACUCCCUCAUACAUCAUCCAUCUCCUGGUCACGGCGGCGACGGUUUACCUCUUCCUCGUAAACGGCCCAAAAACUACUCAACUACUUCACCUAUACCUAUGAAAGCCGAUGGUUCUCCACUUCCAUCGUCCCAUCCUUCUAGGUAUUCCAUCUUCACUGGUCCUUUGACUCGUUCGUCUCUCUCCCCAUUCACUUUGCUACUUUCAUAAACUCGACUCCACUCAUUCUUCAACAUUUUCGCUUCUAGAACGAAGAAACCAAGGAUUCAUUCCUCCCUUGCCUUCCCUCCCCCUCCCCACUCAAACUCAAUCAAUCCAAUCAGUCCAAUCACCUUCUCGUCUUAGACCGACUUAUGUCAGUCCUCUGUAAUUCUUCAUUCUUCCUAGUACUGACUGGGUCACUGGCUAUCCUAUCUCAUACCACCAUACUUCCCCCAUCUCAAACCCAAAAGCCCGACUUAGUAUGCAAUGCCAUUCACGAGCUGGGCGAGAGACCGGGGCAUAAUAAAAUCUACUAAUACAUGACAACCACAACCACAACACACAUCCCUCAUUCAUUCACUCUCCAUCACAAACUUCAAUCUCUGCAGUCCUUUCGUGGGAACUCUGGUAUGCAUCAACAUAAUAACAAGAUUAGGGAUUCAUCAUUUCCAUUUCUUCCUCCUGCCAUCCAAUUCUCUUCACAAUCAUGUCAGCUACGUCACCCCCACCACGAUCCCGAUUCGAUCCCACUCCGAUUGAGGAGACGGUGAAGAAAGUGAGAAAGUUUGCCGUUGAACCUGUCGAAACUACUUCGAGAAGUAAUAAGAAAGAAAAUGUAGAGCAAGUCGAGAAUGCUAUAGAGGAGAAGGACUUUGCCGCUGCCCCGCCCAAGAAACGCUUCCUGCCUCAACCCGUGGAAACUACACAAAAGUCGAGCAAAGCAAAACCACCAAGUCCUCUGCCAACUCCAGACCUUGUUCCCGAGUCCAAAUCACAAGCUUCAGCUACCGCAGAUUCAUCUGCUCCAAGAAGGAGGUUCACGCCUCAAUUAAUAGAAACGACAAAAAGGUUCAAGAGGUCUACCACUCCUGGCCCCGCUACUUUACCUACUGAUAAGACUGAUAUUACACCGGGUACAAAUCAUAUCUAUGCGGAGAAAAAACGAAAAUACAUACGUCCCGUACCAGUUCCUUUAGCACCCGACAACACUCCAAUUUCUUCUUCUGCAGAUAUCCAUGCCCGUGUUCCGCUUUCACUACCGCGUCGACAACCUUCAAUGCGCCCUCACAAUAAUACCAGAAAAACCACGCGAUCGAAUUCUUACCAACCAGAAUUAGACCCUAUAGACUCUUCAGAGGAAAAUUCGGAGAACGAAGAUGAAGAUGGCGAAUCUACACCGUCUUUAUCUGAUUCACUGGGUUCUUCUGAAGAUUCCAUGUUAAAGAUGCAAAUGGCACGAACACGAGAAAGUUGUGAUGAGAGAUUUGCGGGUUAUCUCCUGGCAUUAGCUGCUAAAGCUGCCGAGAAACAACUCAUGGAACAAGCAUUAGCGGCAUUCCCCAACCAGUCCGCUUAUGAAAUUGUGGAACAUUUCUACGAUCGGGAGAUAGAUACAGCUUCGGAAGAAGAUUGCGUGGAAGGUGUAGGUAUGUUAGUGGAGGAUGCUCAUACUCAGGAGCUUCGUAGAAAAUCUACAGAGGUUGGGUGGGCAGCGAAAGAGAUGCAACAACAUCAGGAGAAUCUGAAUCGGUUGAGAGAGGAGGAGACCAAUAAGAAGGUAGCUGAGGAAGCCACAGCCCCAACAUUUCACGAUCCUUUUUGGACAAAUGGAAUGUCGGAUAAAACUCGACCAAGUGGUACUCCUCAAGAUAAACAAAAGGAAGCUGAAUUGGUUCGAAUGCGUAAUGCAGCUUCUCCUCCAAUGCUUGGUGGUGAUUUAGUAUUUCGCAUGUGUCCUUCUCCAAAGGCGACAAAAUUUGAAUCCGAUCAACGUCAUGACAUACAACCACAUCGAGUCGAAGAUGGAGGAGGUCUAUGGGGUGGUUAUUGUGUUGCCGAGGAACAUGAGCAAUACCUCAGUCCGGAUCUCGUGAAAAGGCCACAAAUGAUUGCAACCCCGCAUAUUGAAAUGGAUGAUCCGUUUUCUUCCGCGUUCUCUAAUGCCGCGCCGAAUGUUCCUGUCAAAUCAUUGGAUAGAAACAAGGGUGGUGUUCAUAUGCUCAGCGGACUCGAUGAUAGGUUAAAAGCCGAGGUUGCGAGGUCAAAAUCUGAAGAUAUGUUGUUGGAGGAGUUUGAUGACGCGUUUGUUACACAAGUCUACAAUUAUCUUUCCCUCGGAUAUCCAUCUUUAGCUCGGCAAUAUGACGAAGAAUUGGCAAAGAUUUCUCAAAUUCCGGAAGAGGAAUUGAGAGUCGAUGACAAGAGUCAAAAUAUCAAAGGACAUAUUGGUUUGGUGGCAGUUGAUGGUCAUGUAGAAGAGAAGAAAGGGAAAUCUGUUAAUGGGGAAAGAAGUGAAGGGGGUUAUGGUGCUAGAUGGAAAGCGUUACGAAUAUAUAUUCUAGAAUGGGCGAGACAACAUCCUUCCAUGUCGAAUGGUGCAUCGUCACCUAGUGCUUGGGGUGUAAGAGCUAGGAGGGGUAGUUGGGCGAUAUGAUUUUUUUAUAUCGUACACAAUCCGGGUCUGAGGGGUAUAAAGUUUGUUGCGUCUCAACGAAGAGAAUUCCAACACUUUGAGAAAGUAAGACAAAGUAGAAAUUUGGGCAAAGGGCGUUAAGGGAAUGUUGACUUUUUCGUUGCGUAUAUAUAUUUAUGAGACAAACGGCAGCCUUGGGAUAUUUAUUUAUUGAGAUAGGUUGAGGUAUAAGGAAAGGGAAGGGAAUGGAAUAUUUAUUGUUAGUAAAUCACGAGUAGUAAAUUUUGGGGAAUGGUGAUAGGGAAUGAAAGGAAAGGAAAAAGUGGUCGCUUUUUUAUGGUGGGUCGCUUGUUUGUAUAUGAUAUUGUGAAGUAGGGGGGGAGGGGAGAGGGUGGGUGAGAGAGAUUGGUAAAGGAAAAAAUAAAGGGGUGGGGAGAUGGAUAAAUAUAUAUGGAUAGAUGAUAUAUUUAUAGAAUGAUAGGUUUA
Molecule: messenger RNA, 3449 nt
Organism: Botrytis cinerea B05.10
Lineage: Eukaryota; Fungi; Ascomycota; Leotiomycetes; Helotiales; Sclerotiniaceae
Exons: 2
Coding region: 1038-2984 (648 amino acids)
Source: RefSeq, a predicted model, not a curated record